This is a messenger RNA of Podarcis muralis (Common wall lizard), 2602 nucleotides long. The record is from RefSeq and is a predicted model, not a curated record. Lineage: Eukaryota; Metazoa; Chordata; Lepidosauria; Squamata; Lacertidae.
AUCCCUUAUUUCCCAGAAGAAAAUAUAUCACAGACCACUUUUCAAGUAAUUUCAUUCAGUAGUUUCUAGUGCUUGUGUGUUCAGAACUUGAGAACAACUCAGCAUUAAAAGUUCACAUUCUUUCAUAAAAGACAAAAUACAUUUGACAAAAAACCUCUAUAAAAUCCAAGAUUAAAAAAUGGAACACCCAUUUUGUAGGUUUUGAUCCAACUAAAGUUGGUUGUGACCAAGACCUAUUAAAAUUAAUAGGGCAGACAGCCCCACUGUUUUCAUUGGGUCAGUUAUAAUUAACAUUAGCAGCAUGGGAACAGAUUAUUUCUCACAAAUUACUUCAUUUUAAAAUAUAUAUAUAGAAAAGAUUAAGAGAUUUUUUUCUAUUAAUUUUAAAUAGGCAAGUACAGACAAAUAAAUUAGAAUCUUUUUCUAUUCAAGUCAAAUGCGAAAGUAGAAAUAAAUUAUUAAAAAUCAAGUGGGAAAACCCUUGCAGAGUUCACAAAGCAAUUCCAUAAGCCUAAAACACAGAAACAAUGGUAAAAGUAUUCACUAGUCAUAUUUAGUUCUGAAACAGUGCAGAAGAAACAGGUUUGAUAGUCAAAUGCUCCCCACACUAAAUGCAAAUAUUUCUCUUGUUCAGGCCAAUAAACCAUAUUAAGACACCUUUACUUCACAGAAUGUCUAUGUGUCUAAAACACUUGAUUAGAGAUCAAAAAUAAUUUUUAAAAAUUUAUAGUGUUCUUGGAUAAUUGGGGGGCAGGGGAAUCAAUAGCUUGGUUUCAUUGCUUUGGCAGAUGGAUUUGAUGCACCCUAGAAUUCCAACAUGUAAACAACUUAACUUUGUCAGUUAAAACUUUAAGGGAGAUAUGCAACCAAGUAAUCCUCAGAUCCAAUGACGUUAGUGUGCUUAAUGUACACAAUAGUGGAUCUAGUCUGAAUAUGACUCAGUUGGAUACCAUCUAUAGUUUUAAGGCACUUGAGAAUCUGUUGUAUAAAUGGAUUCAGAUGCAUCUAAGUCACAUUAAGGCAAUCCUUAAACACUGAGAUUAAUAAUCUGACAUGCUAUAAUUGUUGGUAGAGGCAAAUAGUGAUCUGGCGCCUAUUCACUCAAAAGUAAGCUCCACCAGAAUCUGGGGUGAGCCGAGAGGCAGUUUGGGGGUCGAUGCUGGAGCUGGUAGGAAGCAAUUGGUGAGUAAACAGCAGGAUGGCUGCCACUUUUGCUGCUCGGUACAAAAAGGACCUAAGUACGGAGACCUUGAAGGCAAAACUUGUCCACCAAAAGUCCAUUUCCCGAAAGAGCAGACACAAGGAGUUUAAUAAAGGCAGGCAGUUUGGACUCAUUGAUGUCAAUGCACAGGCAUCAAGAAAUGGUGAGCCUCCACUGCUGGAGGAGACAGGUGAAGGGUACUUACUAAGGAGCAGCACAAAGUCAAGCCAAAAAUCAAGCGUUUCAGCUAAGUCUCAUGCCUUCCCUGCCUUCCUUUCAAAAUCAACAAAUAUACCGGUGCUUAACAAGCCAAAGGAGACGGUAACAAAAGGAGCAAGUGUGGAAAUGCGGUUAACAAGGUCAAAGAUGAAGAACCAAUUGCAAGAAUCAGUCAGACCAUUAGCUAGACCACCGCAUUCAGUGAUGGUACCUAGCAAGGACUCCACUCUGCAAACAGAUCAGCAUAACCAGAGGCAGAUCUUCGUAGAGAAACCCCCCAAAGAGAGGAAAGGGGCACAGCCUACAACUUCCACAACUGCCGCUGGAAGAGUUACAGGAGCCACAGCUGCUGCUCUGACCAAAAUAUCACAGAUAUCCCGUCCUGCUGUGAAUGUAGGUCUUCCGCUGCAGAAAAGCGAAACAAGGAACAGAAAACAGCAGCAGAGAGGGGUCAAAAAUGCAAAGGAAACAGUGUUGUGUGGCAUGAAAGAGAACCAUUCAGUGGAGCCUCUUAAAGAAGGUGUGAUCACCCAAAUCCCUUUGGAUACAGCCACAGAGCUAGGAAAAGAUAACCUUCCAGCCCCUAUCAUCCUGGCUCUUGCACCACAAAGGAGAGAGCGCUCAUUUGCCCCUGAGAAUUUUGUGUUCAAGCCUCCGGAGGGUUUGACCACCUACAAAGUCAAGCCAAUGUCAGAUGUGUUCCUGUCGCCCAAUCUUUGCUGGAGCCCUGCAAAAGACCACCAGCAAAGUCCCUGGAGAAGGUGCUCUGGAAGUUUUGCCACAGGGCUGUGGGCUUAAACAGAAGGUCUCUAGCCCAGGAAUAACAAAGGCAGUUCUUCCGGAACAUCCAUCUGUACUUGAAUUUCCAGGUGCUAACACAGAAUGUCUAACUAAACAAUGGAUGCUACUCCCUUUGAAAAGCAGAUCAAUCCACAGAAAGUGGACCUACCAGCAAGUGAUUCAUCUGACCCAGCAGGAGAACCACAACAAAACUGAAUCACUCAGGUCCUUCCCAGGUUCUCUUCUCAGUGACUUCUCCUGCGAUGGUGCAGUGCUUGAGCUUCAGCCCAAACUGGAUGGCAGCCUCUUCAUCACUCUGAGGAACGAGGCGGAGAAAUUUGUGGCCAACCCAAGCAACGACCUCAUUGUUUUCUCUCCCCUUACUUAAUCAGAAGGGGCAAA